Molecule: messenger RNA, 397 nt
Organism: Symbiodinium sp. CCMP2456
Lineage: Eukaryota; Dinophyceae; Suessiales; Symbiodiniaceae
Source: the annotation of a GenBank genome assembly
GGCGUCCUGGCUGGACUCGAUUACCUCCACACGCGGAACCCACCUGUGGUUCAUCGAGACAUCAAGGGCGCCAACAUCCUGGUGGACCUGAACUUUAAUGUAAAGCUUAGCGACUUCGGCUGCUCCAAGCGGGAGGACUUGACCAAGUCCUUCACGACCAUCGGUUCGAUUCCAUGGAUGGCUCCCGAGGUCAUAUCUCAGCAGCAGGGCCACGGGAGGAAGGCGGACAUUUGGAGCAUGGGCUGCGCAGUGCUGGAGAUGGCGACAGCAGAAAAGCCAUGGGGAAAUGAUGCUUUCGAUAACGUGAUGUACGCGCUAAGACAUAUCUCCAUGACCGACGCCAUCCCGCCCAUUCCGGACACACUGGGGGAGGCCGGUGAAGCUUUUGUGCGCUCGU